Molecule: messenger RNA, 708 nt
Organism: Ziziphus jujuba (common jujube)
Lineage: Eukaryota; Viridiplantae; Streptophyta; Magnoliopsida; Rosales; Rhamnaceae
Product: receptor kinase-like protein Xa21
Exons: 2
Coding region: 1-708 (235 amino acids)
Molecular function (GO): protein binding
Source: RefSeq, a predicted model, not a curated record
AUGUUGUAUCUAGGGGACAAUCAGUCUUCUGGGCCAAUUCCUCCUAACAGUGGUGAAGUAAUGCCUUUGCUAUCAGAUUUAGAUGUCGCUGACAACUCUUUGAGUGGAAGCAUACCCUUGUCCAUUGGAAAUCUAACCGGAUUGAUGACAUUGGUUAUCUCCAACAAUGAAUUAUCUGGUCAGAUUCCUCAUUUCUGGGAAAAUAAACAAUCCAUGUACAUUGUGGACAUGUCAAACAACAGUCUUUCAGGAACAAUACCAACAACAGUGAGCUAUCUAAGUUUUCUUCAAUUCCUGGUUCUCUCAAGCAACAAACUCUCGUGUGAAAUUCCUUCCUCUUUGAAAAACUACACUAACAUGUUUAGUUUGGAUCUUAGAGAUAACAGAUUUAUAAGAAAGCUUCCAUCUUGGAUAGGAGAAAGCCAAACCCCAUCAAGCAUUGGGAAUUUUGAGUGGAUUGAAACUCUUGAUAUCUCCAUGAACCAAAUCUCUGGUCCAAUCCCACUUUCAAUGACUUGUUUAACAUUUAUGAACCAUCUCAAUCUUUCAUACAAUAACUUGUCUGGAAAAAUCCCAACCACCAAUCAGUUUCUGACCCUUGAUGACCCAUCAAUCUACCAAGGAAAUGCUGGUCUCUGUGGAAGACCCUUGUCAACUGAAUGUCCUGACAAUGGCCAAAGAAAACCAGGAGGUGAUGAAGAAGACUGA